Molecule: messenger RNA, 6011 nt
Organism: Chelonia mydas (Green sea turtle)
Lineage: Eukaryota; Metazoa; Chordata; Testudines; Cheloniidae
Gene: POU2AF2
Product: chromosome 22 C11orf53 homolog
Exons: 6
Coding region: 1-1158 (385 amino acids)
Molecular function (GO): POU domain binding; DNA binding
Source: RefSeq, a predicted model, not a curated record
AUGAGCAUUGACUUCAUUCUCAACUGGAAAGCUCCUGACGGUUCAUUUUCAGAAAGCUUGCAGAGUCUGAAAGGGGGAAAUUCACAGCAGCAUUCAGAAUGGAAACUGGUCAAGUUUCGUCAGUACAUAGAAGGACGGAUCCAUCUGGUCAGAGAGUGUGACUAUUCUGGUGGCGACUCUGCCGCUGACAUGCUGCAUACAUCCCAUCUUGGUUUAAAGACACUUGGCAAUUUGGCUAUCCUUACCUUGGUAAGUUACUCCAUUUAUUCUACUUACUGGCUGAAUUCUGCUCACACAUGCUCCCUUUGUUUAGUUCCUACAGACUACGGCAAACGAGUUUACCAAGGAGUGAGAGUGAAACACACAGUCAAAGAUCUCCUUGCUGAAAAACGAUCAAGACAGACCAGCGGCUCCCGAUUCAGCGGCAGUGCCAGCACCCCUCCAUCUCCAUUUGUCCAAAUGUCAGGCUCCACGGCCAUGUCUGGUUACUAUGGAGUUCGGAGACCAUUCAUGUCGGAUUUGGAUUUCCACAACACUAAGCCGCUUUCAAAUGAUGUUUAUGCUUCAUCCCUGGGGGCAAAGUCCUUUCCAUGUGACUCCUCUGCCGUUCAAGGGUACCCGCCGCUACUGGACCCCUACUUCACCGAGGACUAUCGUGCUGCUGCUGUAACACCCAGCUCUAGCUCCCUUUUCAGCACCUCCUCGCUGCCCCCGCUCCUGCCGCCCUUCCCCAGUGAUUCAGCACAUUUCUUAAUAAGAGACUCCUGGGAGCAGGCCAUGCCUGACAGCCUCAACCAAUCAGAUGCUGUGUGCUCAGAUUCCCUACAAACCUUGCCCACAACUACCAACUGCCUCACCUCUCACGAGACUGGAAGCACUUCCCAGUAUAGAAGCUCGAGCUGGAGUUCUGCCAUCCCAGGAGCCCAGUCCUACCCUUUGCAUGCUUUUGAAGAUGUCCACUACGUACCCAGUUACCCUGCCACCUCAUCCUAUUCCUUUUCACCAUUUACGGCUGUAACGAAUGACCUACCUCCCAAGACUCUCCCCCUCUCAUCAGAGGAACCCUUAGAUACAACCUCCCUUCAUGACAACUCCUCUUGGGCAAAAGAAGAUGGGAGUCCAGUCUGGGGGACAUAUGAAUGCCGAAGAACUUACUGAGGAAAGCUCACAGUUGGUGACAAAUUAGAAUUAACCUUCACUCAGACAGCUGAAUUGAUUGUAGGAUAUUUCCCUAUAAUUAAUCAUUGAAAAUUGAGGACAGUGAUAACAUCCUUUAGGCAAAAAUGCUAUGAAGGAAAUAUUCAUUUCUAAAAUCAGCACAUUACUUAAUGCUCUGUUUAACAAUGUAAUUGUUAGGGUUACUGUGUAGCUUGUAGACAACGGUCUCAAUCCAAUGCCCAGAGAAAGUCAACGUAAAAAGUCCAAUGACUUCAGUGGUCUUUGGAUCAGUCCCAGUUCGGAAAGCAACCUUAAGAAACAGGACCUCAUCUUUUUAGCUGAUAAACCAUGUCUAUUUAAACAACAGAAGAUUUGUAGAAAGUGAUUCUACAAAAAGAUAAUUAUGGAGGGGUAGGAUGGAAGCCUUUUCAAAUAAUUUAAGUUCUGUAUAGUGAUAUCUUACUAUAUACUACAUACAUGUAAAUUCCAAAUGCCAAUGUUAUGUAAAUAUGGCAUUGUCCUAGGGUGAUAGUUAUGGAAGGGAUAGUAAAUACAUGGUGAACUUGGACAGACAGCAUACCAGGCUAUGACAAAUAAACUUCUGUAACCUGAAAUCCGCCACAAUGGAUUGCUUCAAGGAAAAUUAAGAUUGCUGUGUACGAGUGCUUAUCUGUUACAGUGGUUUUCAUACCCAAAUAAUUACUAUUUGUUAUUAUUCAUUUAUUGUGUGUAAUGCUCCAAACAGCUCCAAGCCCCCCUUGUGCUAUGCAAAUACAUAGUGACAGUCCCUGCCCAAAGAGCUUGUAAUCUAAAACCCAGAUCCUGCAAAGACUUAACUUUAAACAUGUAAAUGGUCCCACUGACUUCAAAGACACUGCUCCGGGGUGCAGAGGUUUGCCUGUAUGGAUUCAUUUGCAGGUUGAAGGCCAAUGUUUCUCCCAAAGCCAUUCUAAAUCAGAGCUGUAUGAGUAUUUCUAGAAGCACAGAGGAAGAGGUGUGUGUAUAUAAAUUAUACGAUCAUAUUUUGAAGGCCCAUAAUUUUACAUCCCUAACUUUGUUUUUUCCCCUAAUGGCAAGGUCCAUUAAACUCAAAAUAUCCCUUUAUUAUUAUUUGCAUUGUGGUACUACCUAGCAGUCCCAGCCAAUAUCAGGGCCCCGCUACGCUAGGUGCUGUAUGAACACAGUGAGAGAUAAUCCCUGUCCCAGAGAUCUGAAAAUCUAGAUAAGGGAUACAAAAAGGUGGGAAGAAAAACUAAGUACAGUGGGGAAAGCCUGUUGAUUUCACUGAGAGUUAGGCAUCUAAAUAUGGUUGAGCAUCUGGGCCAAAAUGACAUCUCUAAGAUCCCACCGCAGGAUACUGGCAGAACCAGGAAUAGAGCCCAGGUCUCCGUAUCACAGGCCAAUGUCCUGUCCACUGGAUCAUACUACUCUUUUGCCAAGACGACACUUAAUUACUAUUUUUUUUUCUCAUGUGAUGAAAUUCAGCAGCCUAGAUCUCACAAGCAGCCCUACAACAGCCAGCCAGGAAGGAGUGGGAGCAAUAUGCAAUGGAUAAAAAACAAUUGUAAGGAAACAAAUGGUAGUUUCAUGCUUCCAAAGAGAUUAUAGAAACAGAAGUGAGAAAAUACAUUUUUAAACUGAUUACAAAGUACCUCAGCUGUGUCCCUUUAAAAAGCAUAUCAGAACUUUAACCAAUGUGUGUUCAUGUCUUCACACCCCCCAAAGCCAGCUGUUCGCUCCCUUGCAAAGAGCCCUGUGAGUUGAAAAAAAGAUGUGUGUCGCCAGGAGCUCUGUGUGGCCACUAGAGGUAGCUGUACACACACACGGAACCAGGCCUGUCCCUUUUGUCUGCACAAAGCACAAACCAGAACCUACAUCAAUUAUUAGGUUUCUAGUUAACUUCUUGUGUUAGUAGCAAUUUUGUUUCCAGAGCAGGUGAUGCCGUCUCCUUUGAUGGGGAAUGCUCCCUUAGCGUGGCAACAGGAAAGAAGCAAUUUUUUAGUUUAGAAGACAUCGGACAUGAUUAUCAUGGGUAAAUCCUCAGGUCUAUCUGAAUUAUGCUCAGCACAAGGCCUGAGGAGUGUGGGGGAGACAAGGUGUUUAAAGCUAUAUUUGCACCCUCUCCCCUCACCGAUUAGAUCCUGGGGGCAGCCAGGGGCAUCAAGGCUGCUCUAAUCUCCACCAGCUAGUAACAGCAAUCCAGGGGUUGUUACGCAGUCAGUGGGAUCCUAGGAGACAAAGGUACUCCCGCCACACCUUCUCCUGUCCCAACUAUGCACUUAACCCGGAGGGGAUGGGACCAUGAGGAGGUUGUGUAGAGGUGACGAUACCAGCCAGGGAUUCCUCUGCAAUGGGGGACUGUCCACAUGGCAGCAAUGCCAAAGGGUCCAAGAUGGAACUGAGGAUUUGCCCCACACAAUCAGUGGUCAUUUCAGCGGCUUCUUAGAAAUCAGUUAUGAGCACAGCAGGGAGCUCCUCCCAUUCUGGCUGCUCACACAUUUCAAUCAGGCAGUGAGAAAUCGGGGCCUUUAAAGGUGUGUAAAGCAUUCUCAAGGAUUUCUCCAAACCUCCUAAGGGAAGAAGGGCUCUUCCCUGACUGACCCAGGAACACAGACCUCUUUGCUUUUUACAAUUUGCUGCACAACCACGAAUGGCUAGUUUAAACAACCAAAGCCUCUGGUACUGUGUUUGCAGUGCUGGGUCUGACCAAAGGUCUGUCUAGCCCAGGAUCCUGUCUUCUGACAGUGACCAAUGCCAGGUGCCCCAAAGGGAACGCACAGAACAGAUAAUGAUCAAGUGAUCCAUCCUCUGUCGCCCAUUCCCAGCUUCUGGCAAACAGAGGCUAAGGACACCAUCCCUGCCCAUCCUGGCUAAUAGCCAUUGGGAACAAAAAUAAACCCUAAGGGAGCCCAGCCCCAAGAAUGCGGAUAUUACUCCAAUUACUGGGAGCUGCUGAGCGCUGCCCUCCUUCAAAAUCUGGCCCCAGUUACACAUGCAGAGCAUGUUAGAAAGUGUCCCCAGUAAUUAGGUAUUUUGAAAUGCUCGGUAGCUCUUGUCAGUUCUCUACUCAAGCUACACAUGACCAUCCAGAAUGCAAACUGGUGAUUGAUCACCUUCAUACCCAGCAAUGCCCCUAAUGCAUGAGAGUUUAUUAGGUACCCCUUUGCCCGCCUAAGAUAAGAACGUGUCAAUUGGAUCAUCUUUCUUGGUACCACGCAUUAUUUUUAAGAUUGGCUAGUUGUCAUGGCAAAAAAAAAAAAAAAGGAAAAGUCACAAAUUUAGAAGGGGGGAAAGGAAUCUAUGUGAAGGAAUCUACACUUUCCUUUGCAAGGAUUAUUUAAAUCCAUCUAAUAAUAAAACUCCAAGUUUUAAAAAAAUCUCAGGUUAGGGCCAAGUCUUUCUUCUAUGAAAGCCCCCCCACCCAAAGCUGAGAUGAUGUUCAUAGCCCUUCUCCAGACGGGUUCCAUUUCUGACCUGUCUUUGAGCGUAGGCUUGUUUUUGUGCCCUCUGUCGCACCAGUGACUCUAGUAUCCCUCUUGUGGGAGUAUCAGUUACACAAGCAUCUGAGGGCAGGUUUGGGGCCUGUGUGCGGCUGCAGUACUGAAGGCCGCCCCUAGCACCAGGGCUUACCCUGCCACUGACUCACUGGUCCUUAGAAAGCCCUGCUCCCUUGGCAAAACCCACUUUUGUGACCCCUGCCCCACUUUGCAGUGCAUCACCUGCCCAGCUGGCACCCAGCUGUCUGGGUGCUGGGCUGCCUAUGGGCCAGCGCCACCCCCCUGCAGAAGGGGCGCGGACAGUCACUGUCUUCCCGCCCCAGAGGGGGCACGUGGAACGGCCGGUUCUGGGUUCGGCCUGAAGGCGGCGCUCUUCGUCCCAGGGCCAGAAGCUCGCCGGGGGCUGGCCAAGUUUUAUUUUGCAAGUGGCCUUGGGCCGGGCCGGGCCCGCCCCUCCCCUGCAGCCUAGGCGGCACAUGGCCCCGGCUUCACACCUCUGGGCUCCAGCCGGGCGAGGUUUCCCUCUCGCGCCUCUGACUCCUCUGCCCUUGAGGUUAAAAAAAACCAACCCCCCAGGCCCACGGAGCUGGAACCCUGCAGCCGGGGGGGCCGCCCUGGCCCCCGGCUCCAGUGGCUCAAAUUCCCUCCUGGAACUUCCUGAUUCUCCAGCCCUGUUCAGACCUGUCUGGAGACAAACCCCCGAGGCGUCGCUGGCGUGUAAACUCCCCGUCCUGCGCCGCCGGCUCCGCUCGCCUCUGGUUACUUUGGGCGGUGGCCACUUUUCUCCCGGCCGGCUCCUCUGCUCAAGGGGGUCGGGAAGGGAGCACUGCGCCUGACCCCCCUCCCCGGGAAAACGGCCUGCGGCGCAGCAGGUUCACACGAGCCCAGGGCAGGAAGCGGAGCAGGGCGCAGAUUCCGCUCACCCCGCUUGUCGCUCACAGGCUUUACAGCCGCUGCGCUCCCGGGGCCUCCCGCUGGUGCGAGCGCGGAGGCGCCCGGGAGAAAGCACCGCACCGCUGAAGCCCCCGGCGACUGGGGCACGUGGGGGUGGUUUUGCCUCCCCGCCCUGCAAUUGACGAGCUCCGACUCCAGCCAUUUUACAACCGCCCAUAAAAACCUCGGUCAAUUUCCGGUGCGGGGCGAGCGAGCAAAAGCCGGGACCAGCCGCUGGGCCGGUGGCGACGAGCCCUGGGUUGUAAAAGCCGGGACCAGCAGGGGAGCAGGGGCCCAGCGCUGGCCAGCUGCAGGGGCUGUGCAAACGCUGGUUACAAGGGGCCCCUCCCCGGGCCGGGGGAAGGCGCCAGUGGGUUGGCUCGUGACCACGGAGGGGCUGGUGCGGGAAAUAUGGGGAGGACA